UGUGCGUUAAUUAGAAAGGGCGUGUCACCUGAUCUAAUCUAAGAAAGAAGAAAAGGUAUAUUUUUAGAGGAGGUUUGUCAUGGCUCUUUCUGACGAUGAAGUGGAGAAGCAGAUCCGUCAAAUGAAACAAUUUAUAUCUCAAGAAGCAAACGAGAAAGCUGAUGAGAUCCUAGUCAAGGCCGAAGAGGAGUUCAAUAUAGAGAAGGGAAGGCUCUUGCAGACUGAGAAACUAAAAAUUGAUAAUUAUUACGAUCGGAAGGAAAAACAAGUGGAGCUUCAACGUAAGAUUCAACACUCUACUUUACUGAAUCAAGCAAGAUUAUCUGUUUUAAAAGCAAAAGACGAUCAUAUCAAACGCAUUCUUGAGGAAGCUCGUCAGAAGAUCGGAGAGAUUACACGUGAUAUUCCACGCUACCAGCAGCUGUUGAAAGAUUUGAUUACUCAAGGUCUUUACCAACUGUUAGAGAAAGAAGUUCUUAUUAGGUGUAGGAAGCAAGACUACAAUCUAAUCAAAGCUAUUUAUGAGUCAGCAGUUCUUGCCUAUAAAAAAGGUACUGGAAAUGAUUGCACUGUAACUUUGGAUGACAAAGAGUUUCUUCCUCCUGAUUGCUCUGGAGGCAUUGACAUGUACACUCAACAAGGAAAGAUAAAACUGACUAAUACACUGGAGAGUCGUUUAGAAUUGCUCAGUGGACAAAUGAUGCCUGAAAUCCGUUCUAUGCUGUUUGGUGAUAAUCCUUCACGCCAUUUUAGAGACUAAAAUUACAAAAUAACAAUUAUAUUUGAACAAAAGUGAUUAGUUAUUAGUUUAUUAUUAUUGUUAUUAUUAUUGUGAAUAACAGAUACACACAAAGUAUAGUAGCCAAUAAUAAUUAAUAGUUAUUGCGUUUUUGUUUAUUUCUGUUGUGAUCUAUUAACAAAUUGA
Messenger RNA from Amphimedon queenslandica, 925 nucleotides. Its product is annotated as V-type proton ATPase subunit E 1-like. Lineage: Eukaryota; Metazoa; Porifera; Demospongiae; Haplosclerida; Niphatidae. Gene Ontology annotation, biological process: proton transmembrane transport. The transcript has 9 exons. Gene Ontology annotation, molecular function: proton-transporting ATPase activity, rotational mechanism. Gene Ontology annotation, cellular component: proton-transporting two-sector ATPase complex, catalytic domain. The record is from RefSeq and is a predicted model, not a curated record. The coding region runs from base 80 to 760 and encodes 226 amino acids.